Molecule: messenger RNA, 579 nt
Organism: Pyrenophora tritici-repentis Pt-1C-BFP
Lineage: Eukaryota; Fungi; Ascomycota; Dothideomycetes; Pleosporales; Pleosporaceae
Product: RP1-2 domain containing protein
Source: RefSeq, a predicted model, not a curated record
AUGACAGAUCCAUAUCGAGUUGGCGAUCCGCCGUAUCAAUCGCAAUACGAAGCUUUUGGAAAGCUCUUUGAUAAAGGCGACAUAGAAAAGUGCAUUGCAGAUGCCAAGUACAACCUGAGUAACAAUACUCUGCCACCUUACUACAUUGUUAGGAACUGCAUUCUAAUUGCAUGCGCUCUUGACGACUGGCAAGAUGACGAUGUAUACAGGCUUACUGCUGAACAGGCCUAUCUUACAAGCCUGGAUGAAGCAAGACGAAAAAAAGAUUCACUCUCUCUCGAAGCACUGCAGGACUUGCGAGAAGAGCUUGACCAGCUGAACGAAUUUCGCAGCGAGGACAUUGCGGCCAUAGUGAGUGCGUACAUCGGAGACGGAGUGAUGGACGUGGAUACGAACACCGACGACGAGGAGAUGGACUAUGAUGAUUCGGAUGAUGCAGCCAAGUUUGAAGAGCAAGAGGCAGCUGCGUCGGCAGAGAACAAAGAUGAGCUGGCCGAGAACACGUCUCUCCCGAUUCGCGCUGCAAGCGAAAAUGCCAUCGCUGACCCAUCAAACCCGAGGCUGCCGUACCUGCUCUGA